Molecule: messenger RNA, 2301 nt
Organism: Rhizopus microsporus ATCC 52813
Lineage: Eukaryota; Fungi; Mucoromycota; Mucoromycetes; Mucorales; Rhizopodaceae
Exons: 2
Coding region: 149-2158 (669 amino acids)
Source: RefSeq, a predicted model, not a curated record
AUAACUUUCUCCUUAAACAAAAGCUUAAAGAAAAUUAGUCGUUCAACCCCUAACACCGCCUUCUUUCUUCCUUCAUCUUCUUUGCUGAUAGAAAACAGCAUCUGAUACAUAUCUGUAAUAUACUAUUUUUUUCAUAUAAAAUAAUUCCAUGGUUGCUACACAAAUGCGUAGUACGCUAAGCGCUGGACUUGACAACCAACCAAGUAGUGGUAGAUCAAAACGACGACCUUCAUAUCGUAAAACAUCGGAAAAAUACUCAACACCAACAAACCCUUCGAGCAAUCGACCUGGCCCAGCCAAUACCCAUAUGCGCAACGCAUAUAAAAGGCGUUCGCGUUCAUUAUGUUCCGGCAUGCCUCAAGUACAACAGGAUAAUCGAAGGCCGUCAGCGCCUGCUGUAAGCAAUGUUCCACGCCUGUCAAUAGCCGAACGGUUCAUGGCAUCUGGACACUCUUCGUCUACUUCUCAACUUGUGCCAAGCACCAAAGCACAUCAUCGUGCUGUAUCGCCAACAAUGACUACAAAAUCUCUAGAUCUGCACAAUUCAAGCUUAUCCGAUUUGCCUGCAGUAGGCAGUAGCGGCAAACUUUCAGUCGCUGAACGUUUUAUGAACGCCAGUGUAAGCUCACCAUCUGAUUCGUCCCUAAGCACCUAUGCUCAACAAUACAGAGAGAGAUCGAUGUCCUCCUUUUCUGGAAGAACACUUCAUACAGCAACCUUGUCCUCCCUUUGCCCCACUCCAGAUCCUGGGGCAGGAAAGCUGUCUAUUGCAGAGACCUUUAUGAAGGCUCCUAGUAUUCGCAGUCCUACACCUACAGGCGAAAAGCUCUCUGUGCCUUCUAUAAAGGGCUCAGAUAUUCCUACACACUAUAAUGACAAUGAACCAAACUAUGAAUCAUCAUCAGCACAUCCACUUGAUUCUAAUCAACAAAGAUUAUCCAUCUUUGAUGACCCAUAUCACUUUAACCUGGAUGCUUAUCUGCAUCCAACAUCAGUCCUAAGCUUCACACUCGACAGCGAAAAGCCAAGAAGACCAUGGGGUAGCCAAGAUACCUUGGUGCAGCAGCAGAUACUGGACAAGAAAAAACUAAUCCAUGACCAACUUAUGGGAUCAAAUAAAAAGUUCGAGGCCUUUGAUGACACUCGAUCUGCUUUUUCAAAGGAUUACUUUGGAAACCCCACCGAUUACCAUGCAACGCGAGGUGAUGGCUUAUCUACACAAUUUGGUCCUGGAGGCGAAUAUGACGAACAUACGGAUAUUGAACUUGGUUAUGAAAAAGCAGACAGCUAUCGGAAUUAUGGAGAAGACGAGGUAUAUGAAGAUAAUCAGGAGGACAGAGAUGGAGAGGAUCACAGGGAUGGACAGUAUGACAAAUCAGAGUUUUAUGCAAAGAAGCGCAAGCUACAAGAAAAUGAAGACUUUGAAGCUCCUUCUGGAUGUUGGUUAGGAUGCUGUUUCAUCAGUUGUGGUGGCCAAUCAAAGAAUCAACCAAGCCAAAAACAAAAGCACAAUAACAAGGACUAUAAGAGCAAUGGAUCUCGUUCGGGAAAGAAGGGGUGCGGAAGAAAAGGAUGCGUGUUUUUUACUUUUAUAUUUCUAAUUGUCAUCACAUUAACCAUUUACUUCAUCUGGCCACAUGCCCCAUUAAUGCGUAUCGAAGGUGCAUCAUUGACUUCUCCACCCAAGAUAAUCGAAACGAAGCAAGGUAUAAUGGUUGGUAACGUUGCGUUCGAAAGCGAAUGGCUAGUGAAUAUAACAGUUGAUAAUCGGCAAAACCGUGUGCCCACAAAGUUAACACGAGUUCAAGUGAUAGCCAAGGAUGCUCUUACAGGACUCGUCAUAGGAAAAGGGUUACAUAAUGAUGACCCUAGCCCAGAUACUAUUACCCUUGCUCCUGGAGCAAUUUCGAUUAUACAAAUACCAAUUCACGUGGACUACCAAGCAAGGGACACCACAGAUACGACCUUUGUAGACCUUAUAAAAGCGUGUUCUCCAAGAUACGCUCCUAAUGUAAACGAUUCUUUACCACCUGGUCAACAUGAAGCUUUGCCAUUACAUUUUUGGAUAACACUACAUUUUUAUGGAAUGGAUUGGUUAGGCUAUAAACCUACACUAAUUGCUGCACCAGCAACAGGAGGUUUUGUCUGCCCUCAAUAGCUGAUAUGGUGGAUGUAUAAAAAAAAAAAAAAAAGCUUGUUCAUGUAUCCUUCUCUUUUUCUAUAUUAAAUUGUGUAAACGAAUAGUUCUUGUUUGAUGUUCUGUUUUGAAAAUAAAAAUCGAUCAUUCAUAUUAAAUGACAG